Molecule: messenger RNA, 1386 nt
Organism: Rasamsonia emersonii CBS 393.64
Lineage: Eukaryota; Fungi; Ascomycota; Eurotiomycetes; Eurotiales; Trichocomaceae
Product: Metacaspase CasB
Exons: 5
Coding region: 1-1386 (461 amino acids)
Biological process (GO): proteolysis
Molecular function (GO): cysteine-type endopeptidase activity
Source: RefSeq, a predicted model, not a curated record
AUGUCAUACUAUCCUCCCUACUCUGGCCCGCCGCAGUACGGCGCUUAUCCCCCGCCGCAAUACCCGCCGCCAAACUACGGCCCUCCGCCGCCUCAACAGUAUCCACCACCACAGCAUAACUACGGAGGCUACCCGGGCCAGGGCCAGCAGCAGUAUCAUCACUCUCCUCCUCCUCCCCCGAAUAAUCACUACGGCUACGGUCAAAACCAGCCACCCCAGUCCUACAACGGCCAAGAUGGAUAUAAUCGUCACCCGCCCCCUCCUCCCCCGGGGCCCAGCUAUGGACCACCACCGCCCCAUCCACCGCCAUCCCAUUCUCCUCAGCCUCACAACGGAGGGCCCUCGUACAACGGGCCAUCAUCAGGUGUUCCGACUGUGUACAACAACGCGUACACCCAAGGGAACCCCAAUGCCCCGCCUCCCCCGCCUAGUCAUCCCGUGGCGUUUGGGAACGGAGCGCCACAAGGAUACAGUUUCCAGUACUCGAACUGUACGGGCAAGAGAAAGGCUCUGCUGAUUGGAAUCAACUACUUUGGCCAAAAAGGGCAGCUGCGGGGUUGCAUCAACGAUGUUCGGAAUAUGUCGACGUAUUUGAACCAGAACUUUGGCUACGCUCGAGAGGACAUGGUCAUCCUCACCGACGACCAGCAGAACCCCAUGAGCCAGCCGACCAAGGCCAACAUCCUCCGCGCCAUGCAUUGGCUCGUGAAGGACGCUCAGCCCAACGAUUCUCUCUUCUUCCACUACUCAGGACAUGGUGGCCAGACUCCUGACUUGGACGGCGAUGAGGAGGAUGGAUACGACGAAGUCAUUUACCCGGUGGACUUCCGCGUCGCAGGGCACAUUACCGACGACGAAAUGCACCGCAUCAUGGUCAAACCGCUGCAGGCUGGCGUUCGGCUGACAGCCAUUUUUGACUCGUGCCACUCCGGCUCCGCUCUGGAUCUCCCAUACAUCUACUCGACGUCGGGUGUCCUCAAGGAACCCAACUUGGCCAAGGAGGCUGGUCAAGGUCUGCUGGGCGUUGUGUCCGCGUACGCACGUGGAGAUAUGGGCGGCAUGGUGUCCAGCGCGAUGGACUUCCUCAAGAAGGCGACGCAGGGUGACAAGGCAUACGAGAAGACCAAGCAGACCAAGACGAGCCCGGCGGAUGUGAUCAUGUGGUCCGGAAGCAAAGACGAGCAGACCAGCGCGGACGCGAACAUCAACGGCGAAGCCACGGGGGCGAUGUCGUGGGCGUUCAUCACGGCUCUGAAGAAGAAUCCUCAGCAGAGCUACGUGCAGCUGCUGAACAGCAUCCGGGACGAGCUAGCGACGAAAUACAGCCAGAAACCGCAGCUGAGUUGCAGCCACCCUCUUGGUAAGCGCCAUUGUAUUGUCGUGUAG